This is a messenger RNA of Durusdinium trenchii, 1122 nucleotides long. Lineage: Eukaryota; Dinophyceae; Suessiales; Symbiodiniaceae. The record is from the annotation of a GenBank genome assembly.
AUGAUGAGUGUGCUGCCGUACCCACCGCUGGCACAUCCGCCCUGGACUGGCUUCGUGGCUACCAAGGUGAAGAAAAAGAAAAAGGAUAAGAAGGAGAAGAAAAAGAAGAAACGGCGCCGUGAGAGCAGCAGCAGCAGUGAGAGCCCAGAAGAGACAUCCUCGCUGAAGGUCUCCGCUGCGAAGGCGAAGGCGAAGGCGAAGGUAGCACCUGGAUCUUCGAAGCUGAAGGUGAGCGCCGAACACGACGAGCUUUCUGGGCUUGACCUGCUGAUUGCUGAGGGGCUGCCAUCUGAGGUCGUGGUCGUGGUCGUGGUCGUGGUCAUGGUCGCUGCUAAGCGGCCUCGACAUGGUUGGGACGAGGCCGAGGAAAAGGAGUCGAAGCCAGGCCUCACUGAGGAGGAGCUCGAUGAGAUUCGGGAGGAGCCCCGAUCAGUGACCGGCUUGAAGCUGAUUGGAGAGGAGGCGCCGUCGAAUCUUUCAUGGCACUAUGUUCUGAAGGAUGAGACAACACGGAGCUUCGUGGGUUUUCUACCGCGGACAUUGAGCCAAGACGUUUGCAGCUCCUUUUUUGAGAAGGCUUUAGAAGGUGCCAAAUGGCUACAACCAUCUGGCCCGAAUGGGCCCAUUCCACGGAAGACUGCCUGGAUGGUCUACUUUGAUUGCACAUGUACAUAUAGAUAUGGACGCAUCGAAGUGGAACCGCAGCGGUAUCCGCCAUGGAUGUGCACCUUGAUGCACUGGGUCAUGCCUUGCUGCGGUAUCAACGAGCAAAAGGACUGGCCGAACAGUUGCAAUCUGAACCUCUAUCAGGAUGGGAGUGCUUCCGUCGGUUGGCAUGCAGAUGAUGAGCAUCUCUUCCAGGGGAAGAACCGCGACUGUCGCAUCAUCUCCUUAUCCCUGGGCGCCACGCGUAGCUUCGAGCUCCGGAGGAAUUGGUCUGAAGCUGACACCAUCCGGCUUCCGCUGACUGCGGGCGACCUUUGUACCAUGGAGGGGAUGGUGCAAAAGCAUCUCCAGCACCGGGUGCCCCGCGAGGAUCAGGUGCGUGCCCCGCGGAUCAACCUCACGUGGCGGUGGAUUGUGAGGCAUUCUCCUGGCUGCCCCGCACGACGAUCUGUGUGA